Cylicocyclus nassatus is the source of this 3483-nucleotide messenger RNA. NCBI's taxonomy places the organism in Eukaryota, Metazoa, Nematoda, Chromadorea, Rhabditida, Strongylidae. The record is from the annotation of a GenBank genome assembly.
AUGUACUCAAGACAUUGCGUCUAUGACUUGGCAUUCAAGCCUGAUGGUUCUGAACUUUUGGUCGCUGCUGAUAAUAAAGUGAUCAUAUAUGAUGGAAUUGAUGGUACACUGCUACAGGUGCUCAAAGGGCACAAAGACCUGGUCUAUGCCGUAGCAUGGUCCCACGACGGAGAGACGUUUGCUUCUGGUAGUGCGGAUAGAUCGGUUAUACUUUGGACAGAACAACAUGAGGGGACGUUGAAGUACAGCCAUUCGGAUGCAAUUCAAUGCUUGGCUUUUUCUCCAGUGACUUCGCUUCUUUUGAGCUGUGCCGUAGGCGAUUUUGGUUUAUGGUCCGCUGACGAGAAAAACGUUCAAAAACAACGAAUCACUGGCAGAUGUUCAUCAUGUGCUUGGAACCGAGAUGGAUCGCUUUUCGCUAUAGGAACACAUGAUGGCUUCGUGCACAUCAAAAAAGCCGGCAAUUUUCAAAGCGAUGAAUACGUAGCGAGAAUCGAAAGGCCUGGUGGUGAACCUGUGUGGGCACUUCGUUUCUGUGCUCCUCGAACUGUCGACGAUGCUUCGAGAAGAUUCUACGACAAUGAGCCUGCGUUGGAAGUGCUGGUGGUUACCGACUGGAGUCGCAAGGUUGGUUUCUACGAUUGCGAGGGUAAUUCGAUCAAAAGGGACGACAUGGAGUUGGACUACGAUCCAACUUGUGUGGAAUUUAUCCCUAGUGGACAAUUUUUGCUCAUUGGAGGAUCGGGACGACAAGUUACUCUACAUACAAGGAUGGGGACCGAGAUCGGUACGGUAGCCCAGAUGGACACAUGGGUAUGGUGUAUCCGUGUGAGACCCGUGUCAAAUCCAAGUACUGUAGUCGUUGGCUGUGUGGAUGGGACCAUUGCUUGUUAUAACCUAAUGUUCAGUACUAUACAUGGUCUGCAUAAGGAGAGAUACGCUUUCAGAGAUAACAUGACUGACGUUGUUGUUCAACACCUUAUUCAUCACACAAUGACCAGAAUUCGAUGCAAUGAUCUUGUCAAGAAAGUCGCUAUAUAUGGCCAUAAACUUGCUGUCCAACUCUCCGAUCGCUUGCACAUCUAUCGUCAGAUCAAAGGCGAUGGCGAUAGUGAACAGCUUGAAUAUACACUUUGUGAACGCAUAAAUAAAGCAUUUGACUGUUCGUUAUUGGUGGUCUGCUCGAACCAUCUAAUUCUAUGUGAUGAACGGCGAUUGCAGUGCUAUGACCACAAAGGGCUGAAACAGAGAGAGUGGCAACUUGAGUCCGCCAUCAGAUACAUUAAGGUAAUUGGAGGGCCACCAGGGCGAGAAACAAUUCUAAUUGGAUUACGCGAGGGACAGGUCUGCAAAUUAUUUGUGGACAAUCCAUUCCCUGUCCAAGUACUAAAGCUAAAUGGUCCCAUUAAAUGCAUUGACAUAAGCGUAACCAGGAGACAUAUUGCGGUUGUCGAUGACAGUGGGAUUUGUGUUGUUUUUGACGCAAAAACGAAGGAAGUUCUAUUUGAGGAGCCAAAUUGCAAUAGUGUAGCUUUCAACAACGAUAAUGAGGAUAUAAUAUGUUAUUCGGGAAAUUCCAAGCUAACAGUGAGAGCUCGUGGAUAUCCUGGGCAUCAGCAGAGAAUGUUUGGUUUUGUCGUCGGAUUUUCGGGUAAUAAAGUCUACUGCUUGCACAUUUAUGCUAUGCAAGCUAUUGAGGUUCCAUUUUCUAAUCAACUCUACCAAUAUAUUGAGAAUAAGGAAUAUCAAAAAGCCUACGAUCUUGCUUGCCUUGGGGUAACCAGCGAAGACUGGCAAAUUCUUGCUAAAGAUGCUAUCAUGAACCUCGAAUGUGACAUCGCUAAAAAGGCAUUUGCACGUUACAAAGACUACCGUAGUCUGCAACUUGUCGCUGAAAUUAAGGAGAUGCUAGCAGCAAAUGAGCCCGAAUACCUGAUUCGAGCGCAUGUUCUUUGCUACGAGGGCAAGUUCCAAGAAGCUGCGGCCCUUUAUCGAGCAAACGGUGAUGACAACCGGGCCAUGCAACUGUUUACGGAUCUCCGGAUGUUUGAUGAAGCUCAAGAAGUGAUGGCAAGCGCAUCUGGCGAGACACAACGCAUGCUUAUGCGAAAGCGCGCGGACUGGGCCAAAAAUUCAAAUCAACCAAAAGUUGCAGCCGAAAUGCUCAUUUCUAGUGGAGAUCUCGACAAAGCUGUUCAGCUGAUUACGGACAAUGACUGGAUGGAUCUGGCGAUAAACGUUAUGCGAAAACUAGAACGAAGUGACGUUGAUAGCCUUCGGCGACUUGCCACUUACUUCAUCAGAAAGUCCGAGUACAACUUAGCUGCUAGAAUCUAUGGAAACAUCAAUGAUAUAAAGGCCAUGGCCCAAAUGCAUGUGGCUGCGGGACAUUGGACGGAUGCUUUUGCUAUAGCCGACCGCUAUCCGAAGUACAUCGAGGAUGUGUAUUUGCCAUAUGCAAGGUACCUAGCUGAACGAGAUCAGUUUCUAGAGGCACAAAAAGCUUAUCACAAAGCUGGACGCGAUCAAGAGGCACUUCGAGUGCUCGUACAACUGACAGGCAAUGCGGUGGAUGAGAAUAGAUUUGCUGAUGCUGGAUAUUACCACUGGCUAUUGAGCAUGCAGUAUCUGGAAAGAUCCAAAGACAAUCCCUCACUCAUCCCGAAGUACUAUGCUAGUGCUAAACUUGCUGAAGUCUACUACGCAUAUCAUGCAAUCUUCUUAUACUGUAAUCAACCUUUCACCAGGCACAGCUCUGAAACGCUUCUGAAUAUGGCCAGGUACCUAGCAGCACAAGAACCUGUGCCAAAUAUCUCUCAAGUUCUCAUCAACUACACGAUGGCUCGAAUAGGUCGCGAACUUGGUGCGUACAAAUUAGCUCGUGACACUUUGGAUCGUUUGGGGAGUCUUCGGGUUCCACAGCGAUUACAAAGGGAUCUAGAGUUGAUGACCGUGAACAUUAGGGCCAAGCCAUUUUCGGAUGCUGAAGAUUUGUUACCUGUUUGUCACAGAUGUGGUCUGAACAAUCCGCUUACAUGUGGAAUGAAUUGUGUACAUUGUAAAACACCUUUCCAGUUCUCUUUUGCCACUUUUGAAAUUCUGCCUCUGAUUGAAUUCCUCAUCGAUGACGAUAUUCCGACAGAAGAAGCUGUGAGUCUGGUAGAGUCUGAACCACCUCUAUCGGAUUCGAACUUCAACCCUUUCCAAAACGUUGCGAAGAAAUCCGGGGAAAUUCGCCUAAAUCGCGAUGACCUGACUCGACUCGAAAAAGGUCAAGUAAUUAUUCUCCACUGGCCAGAACCCCUAAAAACUAAAUUCUUAUUCAAUCAAAUGCCUUCUAUCUCAGUAUCGAAAUGUCCAUCAUGCAACAAGGUAUUCCAUAGCGACGACUUCGAAAUGGCCGUCUUGCAAGAAGGGCAUUGUCCAUUUUGCCGUAGUGUGCAAGAACGCCCUGACAACCCCUAUGCCAUAGACGAACCAUAG